AUGGCAGGUAUAUAUGAGAAACCAACGUUGUUGGCUCUGCCCAGCCCCUUGGUGGGCACAGGGGAGGACGUGACCCUCCAGUGUCAGGCUGAAUCCAGGUUUGACAGGCUUGCUUUGUACAAGGAGGGAGAAGCCAACACUUCCAUAAGCCAUGAAUGGAGGUCCCAGCCCAACUUCCCCAUUCCGGCUGUGACCACAGUCCAUGGAGGGACCUACCGAUGCUAUAGUUUUGAUAGUGAUUCCCCCUACCUCUGGUCAGUUCCCAGUGAUCCCUUGAAGCUAAUUGUCACAGGUAAGGAAGCUUCAACCAGCCCCUUUUCUUUUUUUUUUCCUCUGGAUAAGUUUUUCCAAGAAUCAAGCCAAAAUCUAAGUCCAUUGUUGUCUGAGGACAAAUCUUUGUUAGCCCCUGAGGAGCCUGAUGACGCUAACUCUGCCCUAUCUUCAACUUUGUCUUCCUCAGGAGCUUCUUCAAGUCACCCCAAGCUUUGGGAAAGGAUCUUAAUAGGCGUCUCAGUAUUCCUCAUCAUCCUCUUCCUCUUUUUCCUCCUUCUUUGCCACCAUCAGUGUCAUGCCAGUUUCAGUGAGUUCUUGGGGACGAUGGUGGGUGAGAGACCUAGGCUUGAUGGGGGGAUGGCCCAGCCCCUCUGGAGCCUUACCCCUGCUCUCCUUGUAGAGCCUGAAGGCAGAGGCAGAAGAUAAGGAGGCUCUUAGGAGGUAGGGGCCUCAGAUAUACCCUAAUACCCUCGGAGUCUCAUUUAACCUCCUUCUUCCUCAUCAUUCUGUCUUCUAUUGCCACAGCCCAGCUGAGGU
Molecule: messenger RNA, 810 nt
Organism: Monodelphis domestica (gray short-tailed opossum)
Lineage: Eukaryota; Metazoa; Chordata; Mammalia; Didelphimorphia; Didelphidae
Source: RefSeq, a predicted model, not a curated record